Cladophialophora psammophila CBS 110553 is the source of this 1224-nucleotide messenger RNA. RefSeq lists its product as uncharacterized. The record is from RefSeq and is a predicted model, not a curated record. NCBI's taxonomy places the organism in Eukaryota, Fungi, Ascomycota, Eurotiomycetes, Chaetothyriales, Herpotrichiellaceae. The transcript has a single exon. Bases 1 to 1224 code for a protein of 407 amino acids.
AUGACCAGACGGUGGAUCUUUGCGUCGCAAGACAAAAGCUCCCGAACAACACUGCUCACGGCCCUGUUUUCCGACGAUGAUCUCUGUAGGACGUUUGGGUUCAACCAGUGUGUCGAAGAGUUUGAAGUGGCCAACCUUUUCUGCAUAUAUGGCAACCUGGUGCAGAGUUUUGGAUCUGUAAGUCUUCAACUCUAUGUCAAUGAACAAACUCUGGGCGAAUUUAUCCAAAGUUGGAUCUCUGCAAGCCACGUUCAUAGGCCGGGUGACGACAGGGACUGUCCUUGUUUUCCAUGGUUUCUCAGCAGACGCCUGACAGGCUUUGAUAUUCCACAUCAGGAAGGGUCCUACGCGUACCAGGUCUGUGCCAUGAUUGACCUCGAGCGAUACUUUUCUCCUGGAUCCGGUUUAUCUCAUUCUGAGAAGUCUGUCGCAUCCCUGUAUUCAGUCCUCCUCCGAGACUUUAACAAUAUCCCUGAUGCUAGCACCGCGGAGUGGAUCUUGUUCGGCUUUUGCAAUUGCACAAACACUUGGCACCGGGAGGCUCUUGCGGCAGCGUACCUUGAGCUCGCAAAGAACGAGACUCCACUUGAUCAGAUAGCCAAAGCUUGGGAGACUUCAUCGCUCCAGCAUCUAAUGAAGAGCCAAGGAAUUGAUAUUUCAUUACUUGACGCGGAUAUCGAUUAUUUUCAGCAACCUUCAGUCGACGAGGUCGGAAUAUAUCGUCUCAUGGCCGAGGUCAAGCACGCCCUCUCUGGCUCUUACUGCCUCUGCUUCCGGCCAGCGUGCAAAUUUCACUCGAAGUACGAGACACUACUAAGUAAGGAGUCGGAGGGCGACUAUGGCUUUCAUGGAGCAAAUACUUGGGAGCGAUGGCAGCUCUUGAACUUCUAUUCCCACGUAUUUUCGCAUCCUGACUUCGAUGCCCGCAAGAUGCAGGAAGCAAAACGAAAUCCCAACCUGGAGGCUUUGGAGGAAUAUCUAGACUCCCUUGUUCCGAAAUUCCGCCGCCAAAUCGGAAAUGAAUUUCUGGCCGACGCGAUGUUCCCUAAGCUGAAGGACAGGGUGACAUUUCCCCAUGGCCGGCCGCCAUGUGAAUGCAUCAUCCACACUACUCUCACCUCAGAAGGGCUGGAUUUCAGGUCUCUCCGGAGGAUUUCUUGGAUGCGCGGCAUGCUUAAGGACGACGAAAAUGGAGCAUCCGACAUCGAACGGGAGGAAGGCUAA